Molecule: messenger RNA, 3630 nt
Organism: Brettanomyces nanus
Lineage: Eukaryota; Fungi; Ascomycota; Pichiomycetes; Pichiales; Pichiaceae
Exons: 1
Coding region: 1-3630 (1209 amino acids)
Biological process (GO): positive regulation of transcription from RNA polymerase II promoter by galactose; DNA-templated transcription
Cellular component (GO): nucleus
Molecular function (GO): DNA-binding transcription factor activity, RNA polymerase II-specific; RNA polymerase II cis-regulatory region sequence-specific DNA binding; zinc ion binding
Source: RefSeq, a predicted model, not a curated record
AUGUCUAAUACGACUUCAACGUCUUCUUCCGCAUCGUCUUCACCCAAGAGUCCACUAUCUCCGGUUCUUUCGCCGAAGUCUUCCAAUUUUAGAGGACGCUCAUCAUUUGUUCAUAAUCCACAUUCUACUGGAAACCAUCCUGCAGUUCAUCGUUCGCUGACCUCUUUCCCUUAUUCAAAGCCUUCACCGACCAUUAAGGAGGAGCCAUGCACUUCUCUUAAAAAUAUACCCGCUGUCGCGGGUAUUGGAGGCCUUGUCAGUAUGACGGCAAUAUCCGGUGCUAAUUCCGCGGCUGACAUCGCAGGGGCCAACAGGCCAACUUUGUCUAGCGGUUCCGUCGGAUCUUCCGGAUCUUCCGGCUCUUCCGGUUGUACUUCUUCAACUGAAUCUCCUUCUUCCAAUAGCUCGUCUGGAAACAUACCAGCAAGCUCGCUUUCUUGUCCGUCUUUCGCCUCGGCAGGAAAGCCUUGUAUCGAACAGGCGUGUGAUUCGUGCCGAAAAAGGAAACUAAAGUGUUCCAAGGAGUACCCUAAAUGCUCCAAGUGCGUCACUCACGCAUGGGACUGUGUCUACUCGCCUAGAACGAUUAGAUCCCCCCUCACGCGUGCUUACCUCACCAAAGUUGAGAGCAGAGUGAGGCAGUUGGAGUCUCUGCUCCGUCAAGUCAUUCCCGAUAAAGAUGCCGAUUCUUUAAUUACCAGUUGUCAAAAUGGUACCAUCUCCAGUGUUAUUUCCAACAGUAUCAGAUCCUCCGGUCAUGCCUCUUCAUCAAAGUCUUCAUCAUCUCAGGCUCCUUCAUCUUCAGUCUCUCACAUCAGCUUACACAACUCUUCAUCUAUAGUAGCUACUGCCGGUGUUUCAGGAACCAAUAGUUCCGGUACUUCUAGUGGUGCUUCUUCUUUACCAAAUUUAUCGAGACUCAUGGAUCAAUAUCUUGCUACCAAUGAACCUCGAGGCUAUGAUUGGUGUGAAUCUGCUACCAAAAACGACUUUCCAGCAUCAGCUACAACGAUACCUUCGGCAUCAUCGGGCGCCGGUUUUGUACCAGGUUUUGGCUUAAGUCAUGUGCCUCAAUCCGCUCUUGAGUCUGCUAUUUUCUCUGGUUCCUCAUCUGUUUCUGGCUCUUCUAGUUCGUCUCCAUCUUUGAUGGCAGGAAAAUCUUCAAUCGAUUCUAUGGCUACUGCGGUUGCUGUUGCAAAUUCUAAUCUUCCGCUGGUUGACAGUCCUGCAAAAGCUUACGGCUCCGGUUUCUAUGGUUCUCCAUCCUUUAAUGCCCUGCUCAGAGUGCUCGCACCUGAUGUCGACUUAGAUUCUUCUCUUCUCUCUUCAGACGAGACGCUCACUUUGGAUGUCGCAACGAUCAACAAUUCCGCCUUUUUGGACUCUAGACCAGCUCGGGAACAAUUUCUUACUGGCUAUUUCAAGUAUUAUCAUGCUUCUUAUCCGUUCAUCCAUAAGGAGACCUUCAUAAGGUUCUAUAAUGGUGAUCUGCGACCCAAGAAUAGCAACCAUUGGCAGGCUCUCCUUAACACGGUUCUUGCUAUCGGCUGUUGGUGUCUGUAUGGUGAUUCUAAGAAUUGGGACUUAAUCUACUACGAAAGAGCACGCCAGUCUUUGGGUAGUGGUGCUUUGGAAAAUGGUAACUUCUUAUUAUUAAAUGCAGAGUUACUUCUUUCCAACUAUUGCAUGAAGCGCAGCAAGCCGAACUCCGGUUGGAUGUACUUGGGAAUGGCUUCUAGAAUGGCAUCUUCUCUGGGACUUUACCGUGAGUUUGAGCCUUCAGAUAGUAAGAGAGAUGCGCUGGACUUGGAAAUUCGCAGAAGACUCUAUUGGGGCCUUUACAUCUUUGAUGUGGACAUGUCGUUGUCACUUGGUCGUCCACUCUCGGUUGCCUAUGAUUCGUCAAAUGUUCUGAUGAUGUCCAACAUCAAUGAUGAUGAGCUCAAUCAGUUGAUUCACGAUCCGAACUUGCCUAGGUUGACUGAUAAGAUGUUCAAUAAGGACUAUCCUACAAUCUAUACUGCUACUAUUUGGCAGACUAGACUUGCAAUGCUUGUGGCUCCAUUCUAUAGCAGAACUCUUGGUUCCAAUCCUCCUUCUUUACCAGAGACGUUAGCUCUAAACUCACGUAUUUCGGGCUUUGUCAAUGAAGAUUUACCUGCAUAUUUCCACGAGAAUGAUACCAUUGCCAAGUCACAGUUCUUCAAAGUUGUUCCAAAGUACCUGUACACAACAGAUGAUACUAGGUUACCUCAAUGGUUUAAUUUGGCCCGGUACAGGCUUAUCUGGAGAUACAAGAAUGUUCAGAUUGCUCUAUUCAGGCCAUAUAUCUUUCAUCAGUUGACCAAGCAGGACUUAAGUGGCUUUAGAAAGGAUGAUUUGAAACAGGCACGUCGCAUCUGUAUUAAGGCAGCCCAGGAGACCAUCCAGUCGGUGGAAAGAUUCAUCAGUGAAGAAGCAAUUGCUUCUGACUCUGGUGCCAAUUCCACUGCAGCUACCAGACUUUCUCCAAUCGCUGUCUGGUACGCAGUUUAUUUCCUAGUUCAGGCUGUUCUGAUUCCUUUGGCUUGUCUUCGUACCGAUUCUACAUCUCAUCAGGCCUCUAGCUUGCGUGAAUAUGCUGUCAGAGCUCGCACUUUACUUGGCAAGAUGCCUCACUAUGCCAGUUCUGUUAGAAAGUAUAUUGCAGUGAUCGACACUGUCCUUUCUCGGACUGGUAAGAAGUCUUCGCAGUCUAAGUCUCGUCGCUCUACCAUUUCGUCUCAACAGCAACAGCAGCCAGGGUUGCGUGAUGACCUUCCUUCGUCUACAGCCUCGCUCUUUGGCAACUAUACUAGUCCACGACAGCAACAGCUCAGGCGCUUGAAGCAACAACAACAGAAGAUUGCCUCUCCUACUCUUCAGUCCACGUCUGUUCCUACUUCUGUCAAGACAGAACCUCUUUUCUACGACCUUAUUCAGACGGAGAACACCUCAACCUGUAAUACUACUCCUCUCACUACUCCUGCUGGCUCUGAGCUCAACUUGGCCAAGUUUAUUCAAGAGGAGAUGCAGUACCAGGAGCAGCAGCAGCCACAAUUACCUCAGAGGCAGCAGCAGCAGCAACAACAACAACAACAACAGCAACAGCAGCAGCAGCAACAGCAACAGCAACAGCAACAGCAACAGCAACAACAACAACAGCAACAACAGCAACAGCAACAGCAGCAGCAGCAACAGCAACAACAGCAGCAACAGCAGCAGCAAAAGAUGCCACAGCAGAUGCAACAGAUGCAACAACAACAGCAGCAAAAGAUGCCACAACAGCAGCAGCAGAUGCAACAGAUGCAACAACAACAGCCUGCUUCCCAAGUUACCGCUGUUCCCCAGCUUCCAUCGUCUACAAGACCUGCUACAUAUGCAUCUGCCCAGCAGCCGGUUUUCAAACCCGACCUUUUGAGCCCUGAAUUUGGUCCCGUUGUGCCCAAGAGUCCUUCCAGACGAAGUUCUGGUAAAGACGAGAUGAUCAAUGAUAUUUAUUCGUUAAUCUUUGACGAGUUCACUGAUCCUGUUGCUUUUGGAGUCGACGAGCAGUCGCAGCCUCCUCAGACCCAACCUCAGCAGUUCACCGAUAAUGACCUCAUGCUGUAA